This is a messenger RNA of Trametes versicolor FP-101664 SS1, 1276 nucleotides long. RefSeq names its product Phosphoenolpyruvate/pyruvate domain-containing protein. Gene Ontology annotation, molecular function: catalytic activity. NCBI's taxonomy places the organism in Eukaryota, Fungi, Basidiomycota, Agaricomycetes, Polyporales, Polyporaceae. Bases 1 to 1119 code for a protein of 372 amino acids. The transcript has 8 exons. The record is from RefSeq and is a predicted model, not a curated record.
AUGCCCGGCCUCGAGCUCUUUGGCAACUCCAACCCCUCCAACGGCUCCACCAUCGUCGAGGUGCCCGCUGCUGAGCCGGCUCCGGCUCCCUCAGUCGAGGAGGCGAAGCCUGUGGCGGUCUCCGCCGAGGUCGCGGUGUCGGUACCGCGCAGCCUCGCCGCGCCCGCGGCCUACUACAACCCCCGCCUCGACCCCAAGAACUUCCUCGAAGGCCCGCUCUCGUGGAACCCCGCCACCCGCCUCCGGCAGAUGCUCGCCCGCCCCGGCAUCGUAGUGGCUCCCGGUAUCUGCGAUGGCAUCAGCGCACGUUGCGCCCUUGAGGCUGGCUUCGACUGCCUGUACCAGAGCGGUGCGGCAACGACCGCGUCGCGGCUUGGCCAGCCCGACCUGGCUAUCGCCACGCUGAACGACUUCGUGCAGAGCGCGCAGAUGGUGUGCAGUAUCGAUCCCACCUGCCCCGUCAUCGCGGACGCCGACACCGGAUUCGGUGGGCCCGCGAUGGUUGCCCGCACUGUGACCCAGUACGCGCGCGCCGGUGUCGCGGCGCUGCACAUCGAGGACCAGGUGCAGACUAAGCGCUGCGGCCACCUUCUCGGCAAGCAGGUUGUCUCCCGUGAGGAGUUUCUCACCCGGAUUCGCGCUGCCGUCAUCGCUCGCGACUCGAUACCCGGCGGAUCCGACUUCGUCAUCAUCGGCCGCACGGACUCCGCGCAGGUCCUCGGCAUGGAGGAGGCCGUGACCCGGUUGCAGCUCGCGGCUGCGGCGGGCGCGGAUGUGUGCUUCAUCGAGGGUGUGCGCAGCGCAGAUCUGCUCACCUCGACCAUCGAGGCGCUCGCACCGAAGCCGGUGCUUGUCAACGUCAUCUCCGGUGGCCUCACGCCUUCGUUCACGACCUCGGAGGCUGAGGCGCUCGGCGCGAAGAUUAUCAUCUUCUCGCUAGUGUCUUGUGUGGCGAUGGUGCACGGUGUUCGGGCGGCGAUGCAGUCGCUGAAGAAGACCGGAACGGACUUCUCGUCGGCGCGCGGCAUGGACCCGAAGGCGUUCUUCGAAGUCAUGGGCUUGAGCAGCGUCGUGAAGCUCGACGCGCAGGCGGGCGGCAAGGCGUUCGAGGUCGUCUAGACGCGCUCACUCCUCCCCUCGCCGUGCGCAAAGCCCGCAUCCCCACAGCGGAAAACAUGGGCGCGGGCGGCUUAUUGGCCGCCGUCCGCCGCUGUAUACCAUUCGCCCGCGGGGGCUUAGAGUUCUUGGGCUUUCUCUCCUCAUUAUCGGUUCCGAA